This is a messenger RNA of Rhopalosiphum padi (bird cherry-oat aphid), 1523 nucleotides long. RefSeq names its product alpha-tocopherol transfer protein-like. Gene Ontology annotation, molecular function: phosphatidylinositol bisphosphate binding. Gene Ontology annotation, cellular component: membrane. The transcript has 9 exons. The record is from RefSeq and is a predicted model, not a curated record. The coding region runs from base 442 to 1359 and encodes 305 amino acids. Lineage: Eukaryota; Metazoa; Arthropoda; Insecta; Hemiptera; Aphididae.
AGUCAGUUAACUUGAAUUUCAUUUUAGUACCUAAUUGACAAGAACAAAUUCUAUCGUUCGUAGUUCGUACAAUUGGCGAAUACCGGAAUAUAAUAAUAAGAUAAAUGGGAUAAUAUGAAUGUAACGCGAGAGCAACUGUGGGCAGGAAUAAACCUGUUUUCCGAAUCACGCGAACUAUUGUUUACAUACGAUAUUCUGCUGGAUUAACGACACUCUUAGUCUAACGUCUGAAUCGGCCAAUUUAUUAUUGUUUUUGCGAUCGGGGGGCCAGUAAAAGCAUCAUCACUAGCAGCAACAGGAGACACGCGCGGCGAUUCUAGUAACAGUCCAGUGCAAUCAGCCGUAUACGCACAGUCAACAGACCGAUCACUUUCGGGAAACAUCGUUCAGGGACAAUUAAUUACCGACUAUUCAGCGAAUUCAAAAGCACUUAUAAGAACAAUGAUUGUACCACUUACCGAUGUUCAGCUGAAAGAGAUUCAAAACUUUUGUCCAAGAUCAAAGGUCGAAAUUGAUCAAGAUGUAGACAUCGUAAGACACUGGUUGAAUAAACAACCACAUCUACCCAAAACAAGCGAUGAAUUCAUAAAAAAAGUUUUAUUUAGCUUAAAAUAUCGCACGGAAAAAGUCAAAACUGUGAUUGAUAAUUACUAUACUGUUAAAGAAUUAUUUCCUCAAAUUUAUGGAGACCUAGAUCCAACAUCAGAAACUUUUCGAAAACACGUAGAAGCUGUUUACAUGUUUCCAUUGCCUAAACUCACGGCGGACUUCCACAGAGUGCUCUGCUACCGAAUGGCGACAACAAAUGCGAAAGAGUUUUGUCCUGAUAGUCAAUUGAAACGCAAUGAAAUGAUGUGGAAUUGGUUGUUCGAUGAAGACGAAUUGACAUUAGGAGAUAUUUGGAUAUUCGAUUUAACAAACAUGGAGUCCAUGGCUCAAUGGGCGCACUUCAAUCUCAGUUUUAUGAAAAAAAUUCUUAAAAUAAAUAUGGAAGCAAAACCAGUGAGGAUCAAGCGAGUUCAUUUUGUAAACAUAGCACCAAUAGCUGAAACCUCGCUUAAUUUUAUAAAACACUUUUUCCCGCAAAAAUACAAGGAUAGAAUCUUAUUUAAUGCAACUUUCGAAAGUCUACAAGUCCUAUACCCAAUUGAUAUGUUUCCAAACGAAUGGGGUGGUAAAGCUGGAAAUAUGGCUGAACUAAGUCAAAGAAUGCACGAAGAACUAAUAAAACGUAGAAGUUGGUGCAUUGCAAUGGAAGGAAUGAAAGCCGAUUCUAGUAAGCGAAUCGGUCAAUCUAAGACAGCUGAUAAGUCAAUUCUGGGCGUAGAAGGAAACUUCAAGAAACUUUGUUUCGAUUAAACACGACGAGAUGAUAACUAUUACCUACACGAUUUUAUAUAUAUAAUAGGUACAGUGUACAUUAUGUUAAAAAUCUAAAUUUUAGUAUUGUAAUUAUAUUUGUACAUGUGGUUUAUGGUUAGAAAAUCGGUGAUCUAAAUACAAUAACAAUGUAUAAUAAUUUA